Molecule: messenger RNA, 4831 nt
Organism: Saccostrea cuccullata (small rock oyster)
Lineage: Eukaryota; Metazoa; Mollusca; Bivalvia; Ostreida; Ostreidae
Product: kinetochore-associated protein 1-like
Exons: 41
Biological process (GO): mitotic sister chromatid segregation; mitotic spindle assembly checkpoint signaling; protein localization to kinetochore involved in kinetochore assembly
Cellular component (GO): RZZ complex; kinetochore microtubule; cytoplasm
Molecular function (GO): small GTPase binding
Source: RefSeq, a predicted model, not a curated record
GCCCGUUGGCCUCUUGUUAUAACCUGUACAUUGUCUUUCAGACUGCGUGGCCCCUGAAUGGUCUGGAGUUUAUGCGGUCUAUCUACCACUGUCUGUGUCAGGCUCUAGAAAUACACUACACUGAGGAUACAUGUGACCAGUCGGACCUCGUCAAUAAGACCAAGAUCAACAUAACAGCUGUGUUGGAUCCUGUAAAGAAACUGAUCACAAAUUUACAACACCUGUAUGACCUCUACCACAAGUACAGGUGUUAUCUGACCUUUGCUCAGUUCUUAGCUGAGACUACGGAGUCAGUUACCUUUAGGAUGUUGGAUAAUGUGGUUGCCUUGGAGAUGAUUCAGACCCGCCUGACCCAACAGAUACGACCUUACAUGCAGGAGCAUCACCUGAAAGAGGACACAGUCUUCACCAAAUAUGUCAAGGACCUGUUGGAAAGGAGUAUGGGGCUGACCUCAUUCUAUGGAGAAGCACCAUGGGAAGCCAAAGUGAUAGCAGUCAUUGGUUGUAUCAAGGAUCCCAGGUCCAAGUGUGAGGCCAUUCUAGAGACGAUGAAGAUGGCUCGUAUUCCUCUGUCAGCUCAGAUAGAGAAACUGAUACAGGAGGGCAUGGAACUAGAACAUCCCAAAGCAACAGAGAUACAGGAGCAAUACAAGAUGGUGACUGUCAGAAAACUGGUUCUCAAGUAUGGAGUUAACCGGGUACCAGACAAACAGUCCAAUGAGGACCUGAUAAAGUACAUCCUGGUCCAAGACAAGCCAGACUGUGUACAGGACGCCCUGAGUGUGAUGGAGGCGUAUGGUAACACCGAGUACCAACAGGAAAUCUAUCUCUUCAAGUGUAGGCAUCUCAUACACAAAAACAAGUUAUAUGAGUGUAUGGAGCUGCUGAGACAGUGCCCCGCCCACUUGACCUUGACCUGCUGUCGUCACCUGAUAGGAUUUGUUAUUGUUCACCUUAAAGACCCAGUCAUCUUUGAUAAAAAUGUGUGCUACAUCAGAAAACAGCUGUUGUGUGAGGCUGGGAUUUACCUGAUCAAAUUCAUUAUCAGCAGAAUUCCAGAUAAGUUUGAAGUUGAGGAUUUAGAGUUCUUGCUGUUAAAUGUGAAAAAUGUCCAUGCAUUGCUGAAAGAAUUUUCCAUUUAUUUAACACUGGACCAGUAUGUCAAACCAGACAUCAGAAGGAAAACCCUGCAUACCUACAUGGGGGACUUCUUCAAAAAGAAGGGCAGAAAUUGGACUGAUGCCUACAGACUGGCAGAGAUAUUACAGGUGUCUAACAUUGAGAUGGAAGGGGAGAUGAUCAUGCAGGCUGCUAAAAAAGGAGAAAUUAAAGAUGUCCUCAGAAUCUGCAAGAAACUACUAGACUCUGGUCCCUCAGAGAAGACUGCUGAGAUUUUCUACAACGUGGCCUUGGUUCUACAAGAAGUAUUAAGUGGAUCAGAGAAUGGAGUAGAGAGUCUGAGAAGCUUACCUAAGAUCACACAUCAGCUGGUGUGUCAGGCCAUGAACAUGUGCUCACCCAGUCUCUUACCCAGUCUGAUCACGCUCAGUAAAGUCACAAGUCUCUGUGAAGCUGUAGACAGUCAAUGUGAGGCAGCCAGCACCUGUCAGGAUGACAUUUGGGAGGGAGUUGUUCAGGGCAAGACAGUGGACAGAGACUGGAGAAUUGACGACUCGUUUCAGGAUGAUGCUCUCGUGAUGAAUUCACAGUUUGUUCUCCCCCUGGUUGCUAAGUAUGCAAUGUCACAGCCAGCAACCACAAGUAAUGAAGAUAAACCUGGCCCUGACCUGGCCAUCCAGAAACAGACCGUGUUACCUGUCCUUCAACAUCUGAAGGACAACAGUCAUCACCUGCUGGCUCUACAGUUUGCCCUUCAUAUGACCUUCACUGCCAUGGAAACCAUUAUGACCCCAACAGAACAACAUGACUCCAGCAACCCUGCAGAUAAUAAUAAAGUGAAUCAACUGAUGCAGCAAAGUUCACCCCUCAUCAGAGAGUUUACCUCAGCUCUUCUCAUGAAGGUGUUUAACUGUCAAGAAGUGGACCACAGACUGGCACUGUCUCUCCUCAUCAACCGACCCAAAAACGAGGGACUGAAGAUGAUGAUGAGUCUGAUCAAAGCCUCGGGACACAAGUAUAAGAAACUCAGGGCCAUGGGUAAUGUGGGUAUAGGCAUUGGUCAGCUCUAUAGAGAGGCCUCGGUGAUAGAAAUGUGUGAGAAACUGAAGAAGAAUGCCAGCUGGGGGCACAGACUGGGAAAAAUGAAGAUAAAUUUCAGUGAAGUAUUUGGAAAUCCAGACAGUGAGAAAAGAAAGUUGCUGCCACAACUCGUCCAAAGUGAGGCAGCUUCUGUGUCCCUGAUCCAAGAAUUUUGUCGGGAGUUUUGUCUGGAUGAGGAUGAAGCCUUGAUGCUCUACCUGGAUCACGUCUUCACCAAACCUGAAUCUCUGGAUCUGUUGAACGGAACAUCGAAGCUGGACAAAGCUAGGAUUGCUAUCAGAGAGAUCAGUGCCAAGGACAAUCUGAUGAAGAAGCUCGUCACCAUGUACAGCAAGACAGAUUCCUAUGAUUAUGAAACCUUAGCUUUCCUGUUGAAUGAGAUGCAGAGACUGGAAAUUCAGAUUAAUCAACUUCAUCCAGAUAAGGUCUUGUUGUUGCUGAAUUACUUGAGAGUUUACAAGAGGAAGUCAGAGCCCUCUAAGUAUGAAGUACAGCACCACUCAGGAGAAAACAGGGACGAUCUUCAUAUAAUGGAGUGUUUACCCGCUGCCAGUAAAAAUCGUCUUCCGUUUCAUCCCCUGGUAAAUGACGACCCCUGGAAAAUCAUCACACCUGAGUUGACCAAAGAGACCAUAGCUACCUGGUUGAACAUGGCACCACUUUUAAAGCUGGACAGAGACCAGUUAUUCCUGAUGACUAUCAGAAACAUGGUACAGAGACACGUGGGGGUGGUGAAGAAAUCGGGUCAUCAGCCCGGAACUAACGCCGUGGACAAGGCCCAGUGGAACUGGGAAAUGAAGGAAGCCAACACAGAACUUCUCAGUGACGUACAGGAGCUUCUGAAGCAGGUGUCUAACUGUGAAACGGCUAUGGCCUGUGCUAAAUGGAUGGUAGCUGAGCUACCACUAGGAGCAGAAAAAGUUCUUGCUCUGGCUGGCUGUAUGACAUAUGCAGAGCUUUGGUAUAAAUCAGUCCCUGAUGAUAAUCCAACCAAGGAAAAAGCCAAGGCAGCAUACAAAAAGUUCUUGGGUGCCUAUCAGCGUUUGGCAACAGAACAAAUUCUGUUUGUAAACAAAGUGGGAGAGCCCGAGUUAGUACAGUUGGCGGGAAAUCCUGUCAAACUGAUCUCCAAACUGUACGAGCACCACAGCAUUACACAGACAGACCCCUCCCUGCCUAGACCUGAUAUCCACAAGGUGGCUGAGGAGAUAGCUAAAGUGACCCACACUGACCUACAUAAGAUGAGACUGACCCUCAUCAAUCAGUGGCUUCCUUCCUCCUCCUCAAAACUGACUGAUGGAGAGUCCACUGUGACAUUUAACUUUGAGAGUCUAAAGUUAGCAGAACAAAGUAUGAUGAAUGAUGCAGAAGAUGAAAUCAUCAACUUAAAAAGAGUCCUGUAUCUUCUUCAGCAAGGAUCAGCAGAGGAGAAUGUUACGUUUCUCCUUAACUUUGUAUUUGAGAAUCAGAAUACAGGAGAAAUGACUUCAGUCACCAACAUGUGUAAGAUGCGAGCCUUACAUUGCUUGCUGGAAUUACGCCAAGACGAGAUUGUCCAGAAAAUGUGCGGUCGUAGUAUUGAGGACUUAAGGAGCCUGUUGAAGACAACCAGUUACCUGAUAGCCCUGGAGAAGCUCCACAUACUGCACUCCGUGGAGACGUUUGAAUCCUCCAAUAAGGAGGGGCUGAUCAAGGGAAUCUGGAGAAACCACAGUCAUCAGAAAUCUGCCUGUAUGCUGGUAGCUGCCCUGUGCCUUGAUUACAAAAUUUAUGAUGUUCAGAUUUGGAAUGGAGUUUUACAACAGCUUGUUCACUUUGGUUUGAUGGAUCAGCUGGAGUAUGUGUUGGGAAGACUGAAUGCAGCACCAGAAGUCUGGCAGACUCCUAUGUUCUCCACAGCUUGGCAAACCCUGGUCGUCACACCACUUACAAAAGUGGUUGCCCCAUUAACAGAGGAGCAAUUAGACACAUGUGUUCACAUCUUCAAUUUGAUAAUCAGGUGCCCAGUGCUGAGUGACACUAACAUUGUAUCAUUGGUGAGACAGCAGUACCUGAAGUUAGAGCUCCCUCUGUGUGCAUUGGCUUGUGUAUUAAUGUCAGACAACUCUGUACAGGAAAGACAGGAUAUUUUAAGUCGGCACAGACUGGGUUUACUUAAAGACCGUGAUCGAUUGAUGAAACAUGGAAUGAUGGCUGUGGAAAUCAAAAAGGUGGAGGAAGCAGUAUUUCUCUACCUCCUUGACACAGAAGAUUUCCAAGAAAUCUCUGAAUCCCCUUUAUCCAAGUCCUUCUUUAAGUUUGCUGUAGAACAUAACAACAUCGAUGGUAUUCUUCAGUUUGCUGUCAGACAUCAAAAAAUAAAAGAAGCAGCCUCCUUAUUGGGGAUGUUGUGUUCCCGGAAUGCUCUCCUGACUAAAAGACUGGAAUCCUGCAGGAGUGACUCUAUAUUUAUGCUUAAGAAAUAUUUGGAACUACAAGGACAUCAGGAGGUGAGCGAAAUGAUUUAGAAACUUUGGAAAAUUUCAUCUAGAGGGAAAACUCAACAAGUCGAAAAAUGUGUUCAUUUCUGUUAAAAUCUGUCAAAUUAUUACAGAUUUAACAUAAAAACAAG